AUGGUGAACGUCAUUCGGGACAACAUGCUCCCAGGUCUUGACCAGCUCCUUGCAAGCACAAAGUCCGCCACCUGUAGCGUUCGUGACCUUCGAUGGUUCGACGGUAUUCAACUAGAGCACAUUGACAUUAGCCAUGAUUGGGAAGAAGAAGAGGACCCACAGCUCUGUAAACCUAUUCACAAGUUAUAAACCGCUGAAUUCGAAAUUUUAGAUCUUCCAAUGCUGUUAUUUAUCAAAACAAAAAAGAUUAUCGCAGGAAAAUGCUUGCCAAUCCACUUGUUCCACAGUACACAGUAGGUUUUAUUAAACAAUACUCGCUUUGAGAAUGACCCUUGUCUGUUUCAGUCUUCCAAUUCAAGAGGCAACAAAAAUAUUGUCCUGCAGCUUGGAGCCCGAUAUUGAUCAGACUGCAGAGCCAUUUUACACAGAGAUUUUUCGGGAGAUGCACAGAUGUUUGCCCAAUUUGGAACACUUGACUAUAACGGAUGUCGAUAUAUAUAUUCGCACAACAAACCCUGAGGAUCAUUUUGGAUAUCGAGUCCAAAAAAUGUCAGAGGUGGGCUACAGAAAAAUCGUAUCCGUUUAACUCUAUUUUUUUGCUAUUUAUAUGGUGUAACAAGACAAUAUCGCAUAUCUGUAUAUAUCGCAUAUAAAAGAAUGCGAUUUCUUUCUAAGCCUUCUAAUAUAUUUUGACGCUAUUCCUCACAAAUUAGCUCUUAUUUUUCAGCCGUACAUUCGCGCCGUGACCAAAGCCGCCUGGCAUCUUCGACAGAUCAUUGAACAUGCUCAUAUUCGCACUUUUAUCAACAUAACCUUUGAAGUCUCCUGUACCUUUUACAUGGAAUCAUGUGCCGAACUAUUUUUCUCGUUGAUCCCAAAAAUUCGAUGCUUUGAAAGCGAAUAUGAUCGAGAAACAGACCGAUUUAUCAAGCAGAUCUACUUUGAUGAUGACCGUGUUCGGAUAAACCUGGUGAUUAUGCUGUAA
Bursaphelenchus xylophilus (pine wood nematode) is the source of this 985-nucleotide messenger RNA. The record is from the annotation of a GenBank genome assembly. Lineage: Eukaryota; Metazoa; Nematoda; Chromadorea; Rhabditida; Aphelenchoididae.